Vombatus ursinus (common wombat) is the source of this 2257-nucleotide messenger RNA. RefSeq names its product alpha-L-fucosidase 2 (gene FUCA2). Gene Ontology annotation, cellular component: lysosome. Bases 119 to 1519 code for a protein of 466 amino acids. Gene Ontology annotation, molecular function: alpha-L-fucosidase activity. The record is from RefSeq and is a predicted model, not a curated record. The transcript has 7 exons. Lineage: Eukaryota; Metazoa; Chordata; Mammalia; Diprotodontia; Vombatidae. Gene Ontology annotation, biological process: glycoside catabolic process; fucose metabolic process.
GACUGGUUUAAAGGCGGAAGAGGGAACGGAGCGGCGGCCCGAGUAGCGCAGGUUUAGUCCUCCCUGAGUGGUGGAAGCACUGCUUUAUUUGUUGCCGCUCCUCUCCGGUGGAGGGAACAUGGGUCGGGGCCAGAGGCCGGCGGCGCGCCCGGCUCUGCUGCAGCUCCUGCUGCUCCCGCUGCUCCUGCCAGGAUGCUCCGCAGAACCCAAGCGCUACGAACCCACCUGGGAGUCGCUGGACGCCCGCGAGCUCCCCGCUUGGUUCGAUGAGGCUAAGUUCGGGAUCUUCAUUCACUGGGGCGUAUAUACCGUGCCCGGCUUCGGAAGCGAGUGGUUCUGGUGGUAUUGGAGACAGUUAAAAUUACCAGAGUUUGUAGCCUUUAUGAAGGCUAACUAUCCCCCUGGAUUCACAUAUGAAGAAUUUGCAGUGGAAUUUAAAGGAACAUUUUUUAAUGCCAGCACCUGGGCAGAUAUCUUGGUGUCCUCGGGUGCCAAGUACGUUGUUUUAACUACCAAACAUCAUGAAGGUUUCAGUCUCUGGAAAUCUAAUAAUUCAUGGAACUGGAAUUCUGUUGAUAGGGGGCCAAGAAAGGACAUUGUAAAAGAAAUGGAAGUAGCCAUUAGAAAUAGGACCAAGAUGCACUUUGGCCUGUACUACUCCCUUUUUGAAUGGUUCAACCCCCUUUUCCUUGAGGAUCAAGCUAAUUCUUUCCAGACAAGAUAUUAUCCACCCUCUAAAUGCUGGCCUGAUCUCUAUGAAUUAGUGAACACAUACAAACCUGAGAUUCUUUGGUCCGAUGGUGAUGGAGAUGCACCAGAUACCUACUGGAACAGCACUGGCUUCUUAGCCUGGCUGUAUAAUGACAGCCCAGUUCGGGAUACAGUUGUAACCAAUGAUCGCUGGGGCCUUAAUAACAUCUGCAAGCAUGGUGGCUUCUUUACCUGCAAUGACCGUUACAACCCUGGAUACCUCUUGCCUCACAAGUGGGAAAACUGUUUGACAAUAGACAAGGAAUCUUGGAGUUACAGGAGGGAUGCUAAACUCUCCGACUACCUCACAAUUGAAGAAAUAGUGGAGCAACUAAUGGAAACAGUUUCAUGUGGAGGAAACUUUUUGAUGAAUAUUAGUCCCACAAAAGAUGGCGUUAUUCCUCCAAUAUUUGAAGAACGUUUGAGGCAAAUAGGAACCUGGAUGCAAGUCAAUGGGGAAUCCAUUUAUGGAACCAAACCUUGGCGAGCACAGAAUGACACGAUCACACCAAGAGUCUGGUAUACAUCGAAACCUAAAGAAAAUCUGGUCUAUGCUAUGUUCCUUCAGUGGCCGUCAUCAAGGAUAGUGGUACUUGACCAGCCCAUAGCAACUGUUGGGGCAACAGAAGUGAAAUUACUGGGUUAUGAACAUCCACUUAAAUGGACUUCUUUGCCAAAUCACGGAAUAGUGGUGAAACUUCCAGAGCUAACCGUUGAUGAAAUGCCAUGUAAAUGGGGCUGGUCUCUAGAAAUGAAAAAUGUAAAGUGAAUGAUGCACACUCAUUCUCAAGUUUAAAGUUUGCCUACAUUCUGCUCUUUGUGGAAGAGGAAGCUGCUACAAGUGAACGUAAGGCUUGAAUCCCUUCACGUUCAGGACAAAAAGCAAAAUGGAGAACCAGGAGAAGAGCCAAAGUAAACCAAAGAGUAGAAGUAAUUAUCUGGUUGAUAAGGGUUUGUUUUAACCCUGAAUUUCCCAAUUAAUUGCUUCAGUUUUCUAACAUGCUUGGUCAUCAGAGACUUGCUAGACUUGUUAGAUUUGUGGGGGGGGGGGAGGGAGAGGGGAGGAUUUUAAAGGGGAUAUUUGUUUCCUCAAAUGAACUGGCAAUUGAUAUCCUAGAAAUCAAAUGAUUGUAAUCAUGUACAGGUAAUUUGUUUUGCUUUUCACCAUUUUUUCUUAGCUUUAAUCCUUUGGACAAAGCUCAUCUAGGGCUAAUUUAAGGCCCAACUUCUGACUCUUCUGUUAGAAACCAAGAAGGCUAUUGUUCUGAUGUUGUGAUCAGAAAAAGUAUACUUCAUUCUGACACAGGUUCAUCAUUAACUCAAGAAGAAAAUUAAGAACUUACUACUUUUUGUUGCUGACUGGACUAAAGUGAAUAGCUAGAGAUAAGGCCUCAUUUUGAAUGUUAGAUGUUUUCGAUUUGCCUAUUAUCAAUCAAAUAAAUCAGCUACUGGCUACUUUAUAAUUUGUCUAUCCAGAGUUACUGUAAUGAAAGAACAUUAUUUUGUA